This is a messenger RNA of Trachymyrmex cornetzi, 1921 nucleotides long. RefSeq names its product WAS/WASL-interacting protein family member 3. NCBI's taxonomy places the organism in Eukaryota, Metazoa, Arthropoda, Insecta, Hymenoptera, Formicidae. Bases 362 to 1705 code for a protein of 447 amino acids. The record is from RefSeq and is a predicted model, not a curated record. Gene Ontology annotation, molecular function: actin binding. The transcript is spliced from 5 exons.
CAUCCCGUAACGUCCGUCCGUCCGCGCGGAUCGCGCUCUUGACGUCGCGUAGAGAGCAGCGGUAGAGAUAAAAAGCGGCUGCCGAGGUGUGUGCCCGCGCGAAGAGGAACACGGCCCUCUUCUCAGUUCUCUCUCGCACGCGCGUACGCGUGUGAGCUCGCCGUGAGAAAAAUCUAAUCCGUGGACCCGAGGGAUUCAUUGGGAUUCAUCAGCGGGGGUCCGGAUCCGCACCGGUCGCCCGCGCGACCCCCCCUGGGGGGAGGGCUCCGUUGACUCCUGGAUCAUCUUCUCUACUUGCGCUCCGAAUACGGAAACGGGCGAUUCCUCCUCCCUCCCCCGGCUCUCCCCCCCUCCCCAGCGAAUGACACAUCUCGGUGGAACGAACCGAAAUCGUAAACCGAGGAUAGCAAGAAUGUCUGUGCCACCACCGCCACCGCCUCCGCAGGCUGGCGCUUCUGCUGGCCCGCCGAUGGGUGAUAACAGAGGUUUAUUACUACAAUCUAUAAGAGCAGGCAAAACUCUGAAGAAGACUGUUACCGUGGAUAAGAGCGUACCUGCAAUCGCUGGGAGAAUAAAAGGCGAAUCGUCGAGCUCUUCGUUAAGCAAUAACAGUAGUAGAACUAAUAGUUCUAAUGCAAUCAGCAGCAGCAGCAGUUCUAAUUCUAGUAAUGGUGGGCCCAUGUCGCUCGGCGGUUUAUUCGCGGGUGGUAUGCCAAAAUUAAAACCUACAGGACUGAGAGGACACAUGACCGAGAAAGAGGGACAAAGUGUAAAUAAUUCUAGUUUUCUUCACUCGUCACCCGGGUCGUCCCACAGUGUAAAACGCGGCCCGCCACCAGUUCCGCCACCAGCCGCGCAGAAACCGCAGUUAUUCAGUCAGGGGCAAAGCAGCACCGAUUCCGCGACGAGCACUCCGGAGGUCACGCCCAGAGGAUUCGGGAAAUCAACCAUUGUGCCUAAACCAGUGUCUGCCACCUUGCACAAACCGUCACCGCCGCCUAAAAAGCUGAAUUUAACGAGUAGCGCGAGCGUAGCGAGAGCACAAAGCAUGCGAUUACCGCGAUCGCCACCGGUCCUGGUGCCAACAACACCAUCUUCUCUGCACCAGUCGCAGGAUUGUUUGAAUGAGGCCACCACGCCGCAGCCCAUGAGACCCGUGAAUAGAAUUCUCAGGCCUCCCGUGACGAGGCCACCGUCACCGCCGAUCUCGCGAGUGAUCGUGCCUACAGCGAGACCAUCAUCGCCGCCAGCACCACCGGCCUCGCGGUCACACACGUUGCCUGUGACAGCCAUGAGAGCGGCGCCGCCGCCACCGUCGAGAAUUACGGUGACCGCGCCAUGUAUGCCACCACCACCACCACCGCUUCCUCAUCGUCCCGCACCCACGCAUCAAAGACUAGCACCGCCGCCGCCCCCGCCACCGACGCCUCCUACUAGAAGUCUGUCGGUCCGCAACGGCGGCGUUCAAGCUGGUUCUGUCGACUUGGAAACGCGAUUUGCUGACAUGUUUCAUACUGUGUCAAGUUUUCCGCCGCCAGAACCCUUCAGGGGCUUCACCAAGGUUUAUAGUAGCAGGAAUGCAGCAAAACAACAAGCACCAGCUCCUCCACUUCAAUCGUCUUCUACUCCUAGCACACUGCAUUCGUUAAAUACUUCGUCUGGGAGUAAACAGUGGCAACACAAUGCGACUUCUUUGGCAUAUUGAAAUCUGUGCAUACUUAAAUCAUUGCUCCGUGCAUUGAUUAUUGUUUAAACACUUCUCGAUGCUGCCACAAUAAAAUAAAAUAUUAAGUGAGCGUGAAAAGGUGUGAAUCGGCAGAGUAUAAAAAGUUUGAGCGAAAGAGAUUCCGAAUUCGCGAACCCAGUUAUACAAUAAAACGUUUUAGACAAUAUUUUCUGUACAGUUUAUCUUAGAAGAAAG